This is a messenger RNA of Pseudocercospora fijiensis CIRAD86, 788 nucleotides long. RefSeq lists its product as uncharacterized. Lineage: Eukaryota; Fungi; Ascomycota; Dothideomycetes; Mycosphaerellales; Mycosphaerellaceae. The transcript is spliced from 2 exons. The record is from RefSeq and is a predicted model, not a curated record. Bases 142 to 642 code for a protein of 166 amino acids.
GCAAGUACAAGAGCUGUUGAUCCAGCGGAUUACUAAGUGUGUAGGCCACAAACGAAUUCUUGCACUCAUCACUCCUUGCGAGCCUUCGCCGUGCCCUCAAUCAAUCUCAUCCCUUCUCGAGAAGCCUCCAUCACAGUCACCAUGCCGAUCACGAUCAGUGACGAGAGAAUAGCUCAAGUCACAGAAGUUGUGAGUCGCUGGACCCAGAGCUUCAUGCCAUUCGAUGACAAGAACACGCCCGAGAUCCUACUUUCAUGCCUCGAUCCAAAGGUUGAAUGGUAUGACCAUGGGUUUCAUGUGGUGAGGGUGGGACACAAGGCGAUUCUGGGGCUGCACAAAAGCUUUCUGCAUUGCAACCGGCCAUUCCAGGCGGAGAUCAAGAGUCUUGAAGUGACAGCCACAGGCGCAGCUGUUCAGCAACUCUGGGUUGGGACAUGCAAGAAUGAUAUAGUCCGUCCAGAUGGAAAGAUGGUCAUGAAAGGCAGUGGGAGAGCCUUUGCGAAUCAUGUGGGCUUCUUCCUGAAGAUUGAUGACGAGGGCAAGAUUACUCGCAUUGACGAGUACGAUCAUCGAUACUGGGAUGAAGGCAAGCCGGAAUCAGAGUAUCAGAGGGUGGAAGUAGGCUUGAAGGCUGACCUCUGAGUGCCUAAAGCUUGUCCUUUAUCAGGGGCAGUAGCAGACCAGAGAAUUCAGUCCAACGCCCUAUGAUAUUCUCCCCAACUUCAUUGCCUAAGCUACUCAAGAGCCGUAGUUUCACCAGAUGUCUAGCAGCAGCAUAUCUUCGUGCA